GCGCCAGCCAAAGCGGCCUUUCGACGCUUGAAGAGAAAAAAAGGCAAAGCAAAACUCACUCAUAUUACAUAUAAAACUGCCUUCUGCUUUCAAAUCGUCUUAUGUUUCCGUCGCUUCAAACACAAAUAUGAUGAAGCGUCAUGUAUUCAAGUUCGCCCGCUCGCGUAUGGGCUUUGCAGAUUUCAAUUGCUUCCUGGUGGACUUCGAAACUGGGUCUUGUUCCACCUCCAGAAACAGUGAUUCUAAGGGUUUACUUAGUCAUCAAAUGAAUGCAUCCGCACCAAGGAUGUGCUCGACUUCUUGUGCUAAGGUACCAGAAGAUCUUCCAAAAGACAACCCUGUUUCUGAUAUGUUGCUUGAUUCAUUUGGAAGGCUCCACACUUACUUGAGGAUCUCCCUGACCGAACGUUGCAAUCUGCGAUGUCAAUACUGUAUGCCAGCAGAGGGUGUGGACCUCACUCCCAGCCCUAAAAUUCUUUCACAGAAUGAGAUUGUUCGCUUGGCAAAUCUGUUUGUAAGCUCAGGAGUGGAUAAAAUUCGUUUGACUGGAGGGGAGCCAACCAUAAGGAAAGAUAUCGAAGACAUAUGCUUACACUUGUCUAACUUGAAUGGAUUAAAAACACUGGCCAUAACCACCAAUGGAAUUACUCUUGCAAGAAAACUUCCCAAGCUGAAAGAAUGUGGGCUUACUUCUGUGAAUAUUAGUUUAGACACGUUGGUCCCUGCAAAGUUUGAAUUUAUGACCAGGCGUAAAGGGCAUCAAAAGGUUAUGGAAUCAAUUAAUGCUGCCAUAGACCUUGGAUAUAAUCCUGUUAAGGUAAAUUGUGUGGUGAUGCGUGGAUUCAAUGAUGAUGAGAUUUGUGAUUUUGUAGAGCUGACACGUGAUAAACCGAUUAAUAUUCGAUUUAUUGAAUUCAUGCCUUUUGAUGGAAAUGUUUGGAAUGUUAAAAAACUGGUACCCUACUCGGAAAUGUUGGAUAGAGUGGUAAAACGGUUUCCAGAUCUAAAGAGACUUCAGGAUCACCCAACAGAUACAGCCAAGAAUUUCAGGGUAGAUGAGCAUGCUGGUGCAGUUUCUUUUAUCACAUCAAUGACUGAGCAUUUUUGUGCUGGAUGCAAUAGAUUGCGACUCUUAGCUGAUGGAAACUUCAAAGUCUGCUUAUUUGGUCCCUCUGAGGUGAGCUUAAGAGAUCCCCUUCGUCAAGGUGCUAAUGAUCAUGAACUCAGGGAAAUAAUCGGGUCAGCGGUGAAGAAGAAGAAAGCUUCACACGCUGGAAUGUUUGACAUUGCAAAGACAGCAAAUAGGCCUAUGAUACAUAUUGGUGGCUAAUGCUUGAAUACUUGCAGGUGGAGAGGAUAAAUGUAUCCGUCGCGUGGAGAGGAUAAACGUAUUUUGUAGUGCCAACCUUGCUAUCUCAGGACAGAGGGGAAGAGAAGAUUAUGUUACUGGGUUACUGGCUGUAUGUAAAAGCAAAGCAAGCAAUGAGAUAUCAAUCUUUCGGGACCACGUAAAAGAUCUUUACUGUUGUACUCUUAUUAGUAUAGUUGUGAUCAACGUGUUGGCAUUUAUGCUGAAACGAACAGCCUCCUUGUAACCUAUCUAUAACUGAAUGGACUAAAUGACGAAUUUUUAUUUACUUGUAUUGUAUUUAGAUCCAUCAUACAUGCCAAAUUGAAUUCAUUGUUUUCGAAC
Messenger RNA from Prunus mume (Japanese apricot), 1693 nucleotides. RefSeq names its product cofactor of nitrate reductase and xanthine dehydrogenase 2 (gene CNX2). NCBI's taxonomy places the organism in Eukaryota, Viridiplantae, Streptophyta, Magnoliopsida, Rosales, Rosaceae. Gene Ontology annotation, biological process: Mo-molybdopterin cofactor biosynthetic process. Gene Ontology annotation, molecular function: 4 iron, 4 sulfur cluster binding; metal ion binding; GTP 3',8'-cyclase activity. The record is from RefSeq and is a predicted model, not a curated record.